This is a messenger RNA of Passer montanus (Eurasian tree sparrow), 1427 nucleotides long. It is a transcript of the gene HYKK, whose product is annotated as hydroxylysine kinase. The transcript has 5 exons. Lineage: Eukaryota; Metazoa; Chordata; Aves; Passeriformes; Passeridae. Gene Ontology annotation, molecular function: amino acid kinase activity. The coding region runs from base 220 to 1341 and encodes 373 amino acids. The record is from RefSeq and is a predicted model, not a curated record.
GCCCGGGGGCGGGCGCAGCCCCGCGUUCCGCGGAGCACGGCGGGGCAGGCGGGGGCCGGGCCCGGCUGCUGACGGCGGCUUCUGCGGUUCCUCGGCCUCCCCGGGCCGGGCAAAGGUUGGCGCGGCUCCCCGCCAGUCCGAGGGUUGUCCUCGUGUGCGGAGGCUCGGGAUUCCUGCAGCUGGGCAGGCGAGAGACGAGCGAGCGUCUGCAGAGACACAAUGUCUUCUGGAAAAGACUGUCAACCCCAGACCUUGACCAAACCCACAUUUGAUGAGAGAGAGGCAGCUGAAUUGGUUGACAGGGUGUUUGGAUUGAAGGUAUCUUGGAUCAGGUCACUCCCCAGCUAUGAUGAUCAGAACUUCCACGUGCGUGUCUCAGCUGAAGGUGCUGAUGAGUUUGUCCUCAAAAUCACCAACUCAGAAGACAGCCAGGAGCCUGACCUCAUUGAAGCGCAGACCCAGGCCAUGAUGUUUCUCAGUGCCGAAGGCUUCCCUUCAGCGACUCCUUAUCUGACAAAAGAUGGUAACAUAAUGUCUCUGGAGUCGGGAGGUGCUGGAACUGGGAGCAAGAAGUACAUGGUCAGACUGCUGACUUACCUGCCAGGUACACCAGUGGCAAAAAUCACUACCAAUGCCCAGAUUCUGUAUGAGAUUGGGAGGCUCGCUGCCAGCAUGGAUAAAGUGCUCUCAGAGAAAUUCCAGCAUCCAUCAGUAAAAAGUCUGCAUCGAGGUCAGUUCAUUUGGAAUCUGGCAAAUGUUCCUCUUCUAGAUCAGUACAUUUAUGCCUUGGGCCAGAACAAAUCCUGUGCAGUGGUGGAGCAAGUUAUUGAGCAGUUCAAAGGCAAAGUAAUUCCCAAGCUAAGCAGUUUCCGAGCCUGUAUCAAUCAUGGAGACCUUAAUGACCACAAUAUUCUAGUAGACUCCAGUUCUGCUUCCCUGGUGAAUCCCCAGUACAGAGUGUCUGGCAUCCUGGACUUCAGCGACAUGAGUUAUGGGUAUUACGUGUUUGAGGUUGCGAUAGCCAUCAUGUACAUGAUGAUCGAGAGCCCAGACCCUCUGAGUGUAGGGGGGCAUGUUCUCGCGGGGUUUGAGAGCAUCCUGCCGCUCACUGCUGAGGAGAGAGGUGCCCUUUUUCUCCUGGUGAGCGGGAGGUUUGCACAGUCCCUCGUCAUCGCUGCCCACACGGCUCUUCUGUACCCAGAGAACAAAGAGUACCUCACGAUCACGGCGAAAACUGGCUGGAAACACUUAAUGACAAUGUUCGAGGUGGGCCAGGAAGCUGUGGAGAAGAAGUGGUUUGAGACUGCCCAGGUGUACACGCACCACGCAUCUGCCCCAUAGGUCCGCGGCUGCUGCGGUACUGGGGGUGCCACCGGACUGAAUAAAAGCACAAAUCAAGCAAUAAAGGUGGCGCUGUCUGAGCUGGA